Messenger RNA from Fusarium keratoplasticum, 3618 nucleotides. Its product is annotated as Ubiquitinyl hydrolase 1. Lineage: Eukaryota; Fungi; Ascomycota; Sordariomycetes; Hypocreales; Nectriaceae. Gene Ontology annotation, cellular component: cytosol; nucleus. Gene Ontology annotation, molecular function: cysteine-type deubiquitinase activity; cysteine-type endopeptidase activity; protein binding. Bases 1 to 3618 code for a protein of 1205 amino acids. The record is from RefSeq and is a predicted model, not a curated record. The transcript is spliced from 10 exons. Gene Ontology annotation, biological process: protein deubiquitination; regulation of protein stability.
AUGGCCUCAAAUCGUCGCGAGCUGCCGCAUCACAUCAGGCCCUUAGCUGACCGUCGCACUCUCCCGCAGACUCACGAUGUCCAUUCCCCGAACGACAUGGUCAUGGACACGGACGAUUACAUCAGCGUCGCCAACGAGCCCGAGAACGUCGCCAUCAUCAACCCCGACAACCUCGAGCAUGGCGAAGCCGAUCAGCUGCAAGAUCUCCCCAUGGCCAACGACCUUUUAGGCGAUGCCAUUCUUUCCAAGCUCCCCACGCUAACCGUCAUCAUGGCUUUAGACGAGGCGAUGAAGGAGCUCUGCCUCCCCCCGUUGAUCGAUGAACCCAAGAUCCUCGGAGACUACAACCAUACCUGGACCGUCGAGAACUGGCGCACUCUGAGCAAGAAGGAGCAUGGGCCUGUUUUCCAGGCUGGCGGCUUCCCAUGGCGCAUUUUGCUCUUCCCACAUGGAAACAAUAUAGAUCAGUGCUCCAUCUACCUUGAGCAUGGCUUCGAAGCCGAUAGCGUCCCCGAGAAUUGGAGCUGCUGUGUGCAGUUCGCACUUGUGCUAUGGAACCCGAACGACCCAAGCCUAUACGUCCACCAUGCUGCCCACCACCGGUUCACCAAGGAUGAGGGCGACUGGGGCUUCACCCGCUUCGUCGAGCAUCGGCGUAUGUUUAAUGUACCAUGGGAGGGUGGUAGUCGACCGCUCUGCGAAAACGACACGGCCAACAUCACCGCCUACCUUCGCCUAGUCGACGAUGAGACGGGUGUGCUGUGGCACAACUUUAUCAACUAUGACUCGAAGAAGGAGACGGGCUACGUUGGACUCAAGAACCAGGGCGCCACCUGCUACCUCAACUCGUUAUUGCAGUCUCUGUACUUUACAAACAAGUUUCGAAAGGCUAUCUACGGAAUCCCCACCGAGAAUGACCCGAGCAUGCACAACAGCACUUAUACCCUACAACGACUAUUUUACCAACUACAGACCUCUGACCAGGCGGUGGGAACCAACGAGCUCACAAAAUCAUUCGGCUGGGACACCCGACACAUCUUCGAGCAACAGGAUGUCCAAGAAUUCUCUCGCAAACUCAUGGAGAGAAUGGAGGAGAAGAUGAAGGGAACCGAAGCUGAGAAUGUCUUGCCUGGGAUGUUCAGCGGCAAGAUCAAGACGUACAUUUCGUGCAUCAACGUCGACUACGAAUCCAGCCGUAUCGAGGACUUCUGGGACAUUCAGCUGAACGUCAGCGGCAACAAGAACCUUCUCGAGAGCUUCCAGGACUAUAUUCAAGUGGAGAAAAUGGAUGGCGAGAACCAGUACUUUGCCGGUGACGAGCACAAGCUUCAGGAUGCCAACAAGGGUGUCAUUUUCACUAGCUUCCCCGAUGUCCUGCACCUGCAACUGAAGCGGUUUGAAUAUGACAUUCAGCGCGACAUGAUGAUGAAGAUCAACGACCGAUACGAAUUCCCUGAAACGUUCGACGCCGCGCCGUAUUUGUCCGAGGAUGCUGACAAGUCUGUCCCGUGGACGUAUCAGCUUCACAGUGUCCUGGUUCACAGUGGUGACCUUAACGCGGGCCACUACUAUGCCUUCCUGAAGCCCGCGCAGGAUGGCUGGUUUUACAAGUACGAUGACGACAAGGUGACCAAGGCCACGCUGCGGGAGGUGAUGGAGGAGAACUUUGGCGGCGAGUAUCGAACGGCCAACGGCUAUCCACGCGCCCCCCUGCAGAAGAAGGUCCCGAUCAUGCGCCAAAACAGCGCGUACAUGUUGGUGUACAUCCGCCAGUCGCGCAUAGACGAUAUCCUCUGUCCAGUCACCAAGGACGACAUCCCGCUUCACCUCAAACAAAAAUUUGAGGAGGAAACGGCCCAACGUGAGGCCAGAAAGAAGGAGCAAAGAGAGGCGCAUCUGUACAUAUGGGCCAAGGUGAUCACCGACAAGUCUUUCCAACAAUUUAGCGGAACCGAUCUAUGCCAAUUCGAUGCGAAUCCCGACGUGGACCCAGCUGCACCAAGCUACUACCGGGUUCUCAAAGCAAUGACCAUGGAGGAAUUCGUUGGACAAGUUGCAGCAGACAUGGGCGAAGAUCCACGCAGGGUGCGGUUGUGGCUCAUGGUGAAUCGGCAAAACAAGACAAUCCGCCCCGACCAGCCGAUCAUGGACCUACGACCUACGGUAGACGAAACCUGCUCUCGAUCAGCCGCUCACCGGGAUUCAAGUCUCCGUGUGUGGGCUGAAGUUGCUGAGGAAGUCAAUGCGGAUGGUGAGGCAAUCUGGCCUUCGUACCAGAGCCAGCCAAACGGCGUGAUUAUGAAGAACGAGGUCAUCUUGCUUCUCUUGAAGCACUUCGAUAUCGAGACUCAAUCUCUAAGGGGUGUUGGCCACGUUUACAUCUCCAAGGAGAAGAAGGUAGAGGAGCUUGUCCCCCUGAUCAUGAAGAAGAUGGGUUGGGGAGACAAGCUACCAGCCGACGAGAAACUUUCCCUCUGGGAGGAAAUUAAACCGACCAUGAUCGAGCCUUUGAAGCCUAAGCAGUCUUUGAAGGUUGCAGAACUGCAGGACGGAGACAUCAUUUGCUUCCAGCGAAGCACAGAGCGCAAGGCCAGUCUAGAAAAGCGCUCUGGCGACAAGCCUAUGCAAGAAACGGUCAACACAUCAGAGCACUUUGAGGAUGCGCGCGAGUAUUACGAUUUCCUUGAGCAUAAGCGAACUGUCAAGUUCCAUCCUCACCCUACCCGGUGUGACCAGGCUCAAUACCCUCCUUUCGAGCUGGUGCUCAACUCUAAGAUUACAUACGACACGCUCUCGGAACGGGUUGGAGCUCAUCUGGCUGUGCAACCUACUCACAUUCGAUUCUGGACUGUGAACGCAUCAACCCAGAAUCCCAAGACACCCGUGAGACGAGGAGCAAACCCAACACUGCGACAGAUUCUAAACCCGAUGGGCUCCACGGCACUCAACUCAACCCAACGGAACGACGCAUUCUACUUUGAAGUGCUUGAGAUGAGUCUCGCUGAGCUGGACACCAAGAAAAGCAUCAAGGUGAUCUGGCUGAGCGAGGGCAUCACCAAGGAGGAUCAAUACGAUCUCCUUGUCCCCAAGACGGGUACAGUCGACGACGUGGUCGAGGCAUUGAUCAAGAAGGCGCAGCUUCCGAGCGAGGCUGAAGCUGGUAGAAUACGGGUGUACGAGACCAGCUCGAACCGAUUUUACCGAGAGCCGCUCCGCGAGCAUCCUGUCAUGAACCUUAACGAGUAUGCACAGAUCUAUGCUGAACGUGUUCCUCAAGAGGAGGCGAACGCCGAUGAGAACCACUUCAUCCAGGUUUUCCACUUCCAGAACGACGUCAGCCGAGUUCAUGGUGUGCCUUUCAAGUUCUUGGUCAUUGAGGACGAGAAGUUCGCCGACACAAAGAAGCGGUUGGAGAAGCGAACUGGAAUCAAGGGCAAGAGCUUUGAGAAGAUCAAGAUCGCGGUGGUGCGACGAUCUAACUACUCGAAACCACAAUAUCUCAGCGAUGACGACGUAUUAUCAUCCUUUAUCCAAGGGGAGGAUGACUACCUCGGGUUCGACCAUGUAGACAGGACAAGGACGCUGAGGAACGGCGUUGGGGACCUGUUUCUUCGAUAA